GGAGAGGGGCGAGCAGGCGGCUUGUCAUUGCUGGUGCCCGGCGCCGGCUCGGUCCGCGCGUCCUGCGGUGCCCACGGGCCCGGCCCGGCGCCCCCCCUCCGGCCACCCCGGGGGCGCGACGCCGCCGCGCCCGCCUACAGCCGCGCCCCCCCCCACAAGCUCCGCGCCGCCCACCCCCUACCCGAGCCCCCUGCGGCCACUGCGGGGAGCCCAAGCCGUCCGCGCGGGAGCUGUCGGCGCUGCGGCGCCCCCACCCCGCCGUCUGCCGAGGAGGUCCCGGCGGAUGGGGCCGCGCGGGCCCCGAAGCGGCGCCGCCGGGCGGCGGGGGGCUGCAGGGGCUCCCCAGCUGCCCCGUUAACCCCUCGGCUGCCGCCGUCGGAGGGGGCUGGGAAGUCGCCUGGGCGCACACGUGCCGCCUCCGUCGGGGCCGCGGAGCUGCGGGGGAGAUGCGGGCAGCUGCUGGCGCCGCCUCGGGGGGCUCCGCCUCGCCCCAGCCCCCGGUGCUCUGACACCGCCCCCGCCCCGCCGCCUCCGCCGCCUCCCUCCCCGGGAGGGGCGCGGACCCCCUCGCCCCUAGCCCCGAGGCUUCGCCGCCGCGAGGGGCCCGCCUUUGGAGCUGUGUAAUCCGCUUUUUUCUUUUUUCUUUUUUUUUUUAAUUUUUGGUUGGUGGCGGCGGUGCUGGGCCCCGCCAUCCCUCGCCCGUUUCCCCCCCGCCCCGGUUCCGGGAGAUGUGCCGGGCGGGGGAACUGGGUUCGCGGAGCCGCAGGAGAGACGCGCAAGGCCGACCCCGGAGCGGCGCUGGACAGGCUGGUGGGCCAGGCCGUGGUGCCCACCUGGUGAUGCGGCGUGAGGCCCCGGGCACAGGCCACUGAGAGCCCUGAACACGCCCCCGGCCGCCGCCAUGGCCCGCCUGGCUGCCGUGCUCUGGAGUCUCUGCGUUACUGCCGUCCUGGUCACCUCAGCCACCCAAGGCCUGAGCCGGGCUGGGCUCCCGUUCGGGCUGAUGCGCCGGGAGCUGGCAUGUGAAGGAUACCCCAUUGAGCUGCGAUGCCCCGGCAGCGACGUCAUCAUGGUGGAGAACGCCAACUACGGGCGCACCGAUGACAAGAUCUGCGACGCUGACCCCUUCCAGAUGGAGAACGUGCAGUGCUACCUGCCGGACGCCUUCAAGAUCAUGUCCCAGAGGUGUAACAACCGCACCCAGUGCGUGGUGGUCGCUGGCUCCGACGCCUUUCCGGAUCCCUGUCCCGGGACCUACAAGUACCUGGAGGUGCAGUACGACUGUGUCCCCUACAUCUUCGUGUGCCCAGGGACCCUGCAGAAGGUGCUGGAGCCCACCUCGACACACGAGUCGGAGCACCAGUCUGGCGCAUGGUGCAAGGACCCACUGCAGGCGGGUGACCGCAUCUACGUCAUGCCCUGGAUCCCCUACCGCACGGACACGCUGACCGAGUACGCCUCAUGGGAGGACUACGUGGCAGCGCGCCACACCACCACCUACCGCCUGCCCAACCGCGUGGAUGGCACAGGCUUUGUGGUCUACGACGGCGCCGUCUUCUACAACAAGGAGCGCACGCGCAACAUCGUCAAGUACGAUCUGCGCACGCGCAUCAAGAGCGGGGAGACGGUCAUCAACACCGCCAAUUACCACGAUACCUCGCCCUACCGCUGGGGGGGCAAGACCGACAUCGACCUGGCCGUGGAUGAGAAUGGGCUGUGGGUCAUCUAUGCCACCGAGGGCAACAAUGGGCGGCUGGUGGUGAGCCAGCUCAACCCCUACACGCUGCGCUUCGAGGGCACGUGGGAGACCGGCUACGACAAGCGCUCCGCGUCCAACGCCUUCAUGGUGUGCGGCGUCCUCUACGUGCUGCGCUCCGUCUACGUGGACGACGACAGCGAGGCGGCCGGCAACCGCGUAGACUACGCUUUCAACACCAACGCCAACCGCGAGGAGCCCGUCAGCCUGGCCUUCCCCAACCCCUACCAGUUCGUCUCUUCUGUUGACUAUAACCCUCGCGACAACCAGCUCUAUGUCUGGAACAACUAUUUCGUGGUGCGCUAUAGCCUGGAGUUUGGGCCACCGGACCCCAGUGCUGGCCCAGCCACAUCCCCACCCCUCAGCACUACCACCACAGCCCGGCCCACACCCCUGACCAGCACGGCCUCACCCGCAGCCACCACCCCGCUCCGCCGGGCACCCCUCACCACGCACCCUGUGGGUGCCAUCAACCAGCUGGGACCUGACCUACCUCCAGCCACUGCCCCGGCCCCCAGCACCCGGCGGCCCCCUGCCCCCAAUCUGCACGUGUCCCCAGAACUCUUCUGUGAACCUCGAGAGGUGCGGCGGGUCCAGUGGCCAGCCACCCAGCAGGGCAUGCUGGUGGAGAGGCCCUGCCCCAAGGGGACUCGAGGAAUUGCCUCCUUCCAGUGUCUACCAGCCCUGGGGCUCUGGAACCCCCGGGGCCCUGACCUCAGCAACUGCACCUCCCCCUGGGUCAACCAGGUGGCCCAGAAGAUCAAGAGUGGGGAGAAUGCAGCCAACAUUGCCAGCGAGUUGGCCCGCCACACCCGGGGCUCCAUCUAUGCGGGUGAUGUGUCCUCCUCUGUGAAGCUGAUGGAGCAACUGCUGGACAUCCUGGACGCCCAGCUGCAGGCCCUGCGGCCCAUUGAGCGCGAGUCGGCCGGCAAGAACUACAACAAGAUGCACAAGCGGGAGAGAACCUGCAAGGACUACAUCAAGGCUGUGGUGGAGACAGUGGACAACCUGCUGCGGCCGGAGGCUCUUGAGUCCUGGAAGGACAUGAAUGCCACCGAGCAGGUGCACACGGCUACCAUGCUCCUGGACGUCCUAGAGGAGGGCGCCUUCCUGCUGGCAGACAAUGUCAGGGAGCCUGCCCGCUUCCUGGCCGCCAAGCAGAAUGUUGUCCUAGAGGUCACAGUCCUGAACACCGAGGGCCAAGUGCAGGAGCUGGUGUUCCCCCAGGAGUACCCGAGCGAGAACUCGAUCCAGCUGUCCGCCAACACCAUCAAGCAGAACAGCCGCAAUGGGGUGGUCAAAGUCGUCUUCAUUCUCUACAACAACCUGGGCCUCUUCCUGUCCACUGAGAAUGCCACGGUGAAGCUGGCAGGUGAAGCGGGCCCGGGGGGUCCGGGGGGCGCCUCCCUGGUGGUGAACUCGCAGGUCAUCGCAGCGUCCAUCAACAAGGAGUCCAGCCGAGUCUUCCUCAUGGACCCUGUCAUCUUCACUGUGGCCCACCUGGAGGCCAAGAACCACUUCAAUGCUAACUGCUCCUUCUGGAACUACUCGGAGCGUUCCAUGCUGGGCUACUGGUCAACCCAGGGCUGCCGCCUGGUGGAGUCCAACAAGACCCAUACCACGUGUGCCUGCAGCCACCUCACCAACUUUGCCGUGCUCAUGGCUCACCGCGAGAUCUACCAGGGCCGCAUCAACGAGCUGCUGCUGUCGGUCAUCACCUGGGUGGGCAUCGUCAUCUCCCUGGUCUGCCUGGCUAUCUGUAUCUCCACCUUCUGCUUCCUCCGGGGGCUGCAGACAGACCGAAACACCAUCCACAAGAACCUGUGCAUCAACCUCUUCCUGGCUGAGCUGCUCUUCCUGGUUGGGAUAGACAAGACCCAGUAUGAGAUUGCCUGCCCCAUCUUCGCUGGCUUGCUGCACUACUUCUUCCUGGCUGCCUUCUCCUGGCUGUGCCUGGAGGGCGUACACCUCUAUCUACUGCUGGUGGAGGUGUUUGAGAGCGAGUACUCCCGCACCAAAUACUACUACCUGGGUGGUUACUGCUUCCCAGCCCUGGUGGUGGGCAUCGCAGCUGCCAUCGACUACCGCAGCUACGGCACCGAGAAGGCCUGCUGGCUCCGAGUGGACAAUUACUUCAUUUGGAGCUUCAUUGGGCCCGUCUCCUUUGUGAUCGUGGUGAACCUGGUGUUCCUUAUGGUGACUCUGCACAAGAUGAUCCGGAGCUCGUCCGUGCUCAAGCCUGACUCCAGUCGCCUCGACAACAUUAAAUCCUGGGCCCUGGGGGCCAUCGCGCUGCUCUUCCUGCUGGGCCUCACCUGGGCUUUCGGCCUCCUCUUCAUCAACAAGGAAUCGGUGGUCAUGGCCUAUCUCUUCACCACCUUCAACGCCUUCCAGGGGGUCUUCAUCUUCGUCUUUCACUGCGCCUUACAGAAGAAGGUGCAUAAGGAGUACAGCAAGUGCCUGCGUCACUCCUACUGCUGCAUCCGCUCCCCGCCCGGGGGCACUCACGGCUCACUCAAAACCUCAGCUAUGCGGAGCAACACCCGCUACUACACGGGGACCCAGAGCCGAAUCCGGAGGAUGUGGAACGACACCGUGAGGAAACAGACGGAAUCCUCUUUCAUGGCGGGCGACAUCAACAGCACACCCACCCUGAACCGAGGUACCAUGGGGAACCAUCUGCUGACCAACCCUGUGCUGCAGCCCCGUGGGGGCACCAGCCCCUACAACACUCUCAUUGCUGAGUCAGUGGGCUUCAAUCCCUCCUCGCCCCCUGUCUUCAACUCCCCAGGGAGCUACCGAGAACCCAAGCACCCCUUGGGAGGCCGGGAAGCCUGCGGCAUGGACACACUGCCCCUCAACGGCAACUUCAACAACAGUUACUCCUUGCGAAGCGGGGAUUUUCCUCCAGGGGAUGGGGCCCCUGAGCCACCUCGAGGCCGGAACCUGGCCGACGCCGCUGCCUUCGAGAAGAUGAUCAUCUCGGAGCUGGUGCACAACAACCUGCGGGGCGGCAGCAGUGGAGCCAAGGGCCCUCCACCGCCUGAGCCCCCUGUGCCACCCGUGCCAGGGGGCAGCGGUGAGGAAGAGGCGGGCGGGCCCGGGGGUGCUGACCGGGCAGAGAUCGAACUUCUCUACAAGGCCCUGGAGGAGCCACUGCUGCUGCCCCGGGCCCAGUCGGUGCUGUACCAGAGCGAUCUGGACGAGUCAGAGAGCUGCACGGCGGAGGAUGGGGCUACCAGCCGGCCCCUUUCCUCCCCUCCGGGCCGGGACUCCCUCUAUGCCAGCGGGGCCAACCUGCGGGACUCGCCCUCCUACCCGGACAGCAGCCCCGAGGGGCCCAGUGAGGCCCUGCCCCCACCCCCACCUGCACCCCCUGGCCCCCCCGAAAUCUAUUACACCUCGCGCCCACCGGCCCUGGUGGCCCGGAACCCCCUGCAGGGCUACUACCAGGUGCGGCGGCCCAGCCACGAGGGCUACCUGGCGGCCCCAGGCCUCGAGGGGCCAGGGCCCGAUGGGGAUGGGCAAAUGCAACUGGUUACCAGUCUCUGAGGGACCUCACGGACCAGGGGCUGGUGGCCCGGGCCAGGGCGUGAACCCUGGGCGGGGCUCUGGUGGGAGAGGGAGACUGACGGAGACAGUGGCUGAUGGGCCACUCUCUCCAGGCGCCCCUUGGCCAUGGGCCCUCCAGGCCCCUUAGGGGCUCUAGUGUGGGGGCCUGAGGUGCAGGGUUCACAGACAGGGUUUCCCACCAGCCAUGUGCACCAGCUCGGUUUGGGGGGAAGUGCAGUGAGGAACCAAGAGGUCCCCAGUGGAGUGAGAAAGGAGAAAUUGGAAGGGUGCAGCCCACUCUUGACUUCCCCCUCCCCCCUACUCGUCCUACUCCCUGGAGGGAAAUGAGGGCUCCGCUUUCCUAGGGCCAAAGGCCCAGCUGGAUGGAACCUGUCAGCUGCUCCUCUCUUUGCAGCCAGAAGUGCUGCCGGUUGCACCAAGAUGGAGCAGUGGGGGGCAGGACAGAUGGACAGGUUCCUCUGCGCUAUAGUUCCCUGCUCCACGGAGACUGGGGCCUCUGGCUGGGGAGAGAGCCCUAGAGGGGAGAAAGCCCCAGGGCAAGAGGAAUGGGUGGUUGUGGCUGGUGGUUUAAAGGUGGAACUUUCUCCGAAGCUCCUUUUCUCUGCUCUUUAUCCCUGCCUUCCCAGCAAGCCUGCCCCCUCAGCCCUCCUUGAGUGCACCCAAUGACCCCCUCCCUUGGGGCGACUCCUGAUGAAGCACAACUCCCCGCAGGGCCCCCAGCCCACAGGGGUGGCCAUAUUUGAGCAGUUCCCAGUCCUGUGGGCUCGGCUAUCUGGGGAGCAGAUUUUGGGUCUGGAUCUCCCUGGGGAGUGGGUCCUGGGCUUGGAUCUUUCCCUAGGGGGCCCUCUUACCCCUUCCUCUUCUCUCCUCCUCCUCCCCCAUUGCUGUAAAUAUUUCAAUGAAAUGGAAAAGAAAAAAAAAAGACAAAAAAAAAAAAAAGAAAGAAAGAAAGAAAAUCUCAUCACUUGAAGCCACCGGGAGCCUGCGGCCUGGCCAGCUCGGGAUUUCUCCAGAGCAGAGCUGCGCCGCCGGGCCCUGGCAGCCAGGACUUCUCCGUGUAUGUGUGCAUCCCCAGCCAGGUGGGCGGGCUGCCAGAGCAGCUUUUUACAAUCCAGAGACAGAAAACAAAAUCUAGAAGCAACAUCGAAACAAAGAACCCGUUUCCUUCCUGGCACCCAGCACCCAUUUCUGUCGCCUCCUUCCCUGCUCUGCCUCUCCCUGGCAUCAGUCAGCCCUCCUGGGGCGUGUACCUCACUGCCUGCCCCAGGACUUGGGGCCUGUCUCCCCAUCCCCUCCCCACUGGCCCGGGGGAGGCACCCUAACACCCAAAGAUGCUUUUGCCAAGGUGGCUGCGCUGUCCCUUUGAGUUCCUGCUUCUUGUAUAUUGCUUCUGGGACUCGGGGCCUGGGAAGAAGGGGCUGAUUUCCUGCCUAGAGGGGUUGACAGGGGAAGGAAGAUGAGGGCAGCAGGGUUUGACUGUGGUGGGUAUGACUGAGAAGGGAGGUCUGGGAGUGGUGAAGUUGUUU
Molecule: messenger RNA, 6855 nt
Organism: Hippopotamus amphibius kiboko
Lineage: Eukaryota; Metazoa; Chordata; Mammalia; Artiodactyla; Hippopotamidae
Gene: ADGRL1
Product: adhesion G protein-coupled receptor L1
Exons: 23
Coding region: 902-5308 (1468 amino acids)
Biological process (GO): adenylate cyclase-activating G protein-coupled receptor signaling pathway; heterophilic cell-cell adhesion; cell surface receptor signaling pathway
Cellular component (GO): presynaptic membrane; axon; postsynaptic density
Molecular function (GO): latrotoxin receptor activity; G protein-coupled receptor activity; carbohydrate binding
Source: RefSeq, a predicted model, not a curated record